GUACAUAGUGAAUACGAAGUGUAUAAAUUCUGCUGCGUGUAAAUUAAUUUUACAACCUAAAAUUAAAAUUGCGGCUAGUGAUUGUGAACAGUGUCAUAACAGCCACUCCAGUCUGAAUAAAUUCCUCUGUUAGAGCAUGUCCGACUACUUCGAUGAAAUGGGUUGGACACCGUUAGAAGACGGUGAGGCACCAAAUCAUUUAAUACACAUGGCAAGGCUUUUACGUGAUUUUGGUAUGUGGGAUUUGUUGGGUCAAACUACCAGAUUGCCACCACCUGCUUCGAAAUCUGCAAUAGAAAACUUAAGAGAAAUUGAAACGACUUCUUCUGAUUCAGAACAAUGUCCUGUAUGUUUAAAAGAGUUCGAAGAUGGAAUAUUUGCAAAGUGCAUGCCUUGUGAACAUGUUUUUCAUAAGGAAUGUAUAAUACCAUGGUUAGAAAAGACGAACUCUUGCCCGCUCUGCAGACAUCAGUUACCAACAGAUGAUGAAGAUUAUGAAACGUACAGAAAAGAAAAACAACGCGAAUUGGAAAGACAAAAGGACUUAGAAACUUUACAUAAUUCAAUGUUUAUGUAGAAAAAUACAUAUUUAUAUAUAAAAA
Molecule: messenger RNA, 602 nt
Organism: Dufourea novaeangliae
Lineage: Eukaryota; Metazoa; Arthropoda; Insecta; Hymenoptera; Halictidae
Product: E3 ubiquitin-protein ligase RNF181-like
Exons: 2
Coding region: 137-577 (146 amino acids)
Biological process (GO): protein ubiquitination
Cellular component (GO): cytoplasm
Molecular function (GO): ubiquitin protein ligase activity
Source: RefSeq, a predicted model, not a curated record